UAUCGGCCCAGUCCCUCCCGUUCAACACCAAUACCAUCGUUCUCGUUCGUCCCGUUGCAUUGUGGCAGUUUUUGCCUCAGUCUUCGCACACGAUCGAUAGAUACCAUUUUCUUAUGAUUUUAUUGAUACCUUAAUAGCUGUACACAAGAUAAUGGAGACCAAUUGGAGAAUGUUUAAGUGCAAAUCUGGGGAAGUAUUAUUUUAUUACAACAUGAUCACUGGCGAGCACAGAUGGUCUAAUGGAGCUAACAUUCCACAAUGUGAACCUGACCUGGAGAUAGGGGGGAGCUCAGCCAUGACCCAAUUGAGAACUGUCAGUACCCAGACAGAAGCUGAAUCCCCUGAAAACACACAGGAACCCAAAAGCUUCUGCGGAACAAGAACCACAGAGGCUGUAACACAUCAGUAUGUCAAGAAAAGCACAAUAAUCUCUCUGCUUACAGAUAUUAUGGUGGUGCUAAACAACACUGAACAUUAUGCUUCAGCUGUUUUCUGUGAGGAGCCAAAGGUUAUUAUACAAAAAGAACUUCCAACAAGCCCUGAGUUGACUUGUGAUAAGCACUGUUGUCAUUUUGUCCAGUCUUCAGUGCCACAAACAUCAGGCUCUGUUGAAUGUAUGGAUGUUCAGACUGAGAUUGAAUCUGAUGUUAUGGAGAGGCCAUUAGAAGAGACUAAUACAAGCAGCUCUGUAUAUCAUGCUUCAACAAUUGAGGGGAACAGUGAUGAUUGUAUUACUGACAGUAAUAUGACCACAGAUACUGGCCAUAAAGGUUUAAACGGAAUCCAUUUUGAUAGGACCCAGGCACAUGGUGACAAGGAAGAUAUCCAAACUAGCACACACUUCUUGAAAUCACCUUUAGCAGUCUUUGAGUAUUCUGAGGAAGAUGCUCAGCAGCAAUCUACACUUAGUAAACAACAACAACAACAACUACAAGAACAACCUGUCUUUGAGUAUUGUGAUCAGGGGGAUGCUGAGCAGCAAUCCACUAAUAUAGUAUUGGUGAGCAAACGACAACAGCAACUAGAAGAAAAGAAGCAACAACAACUGCAACAUCUUAUUACAUCCAAGACCCAACCAAUGCUACCAACUAAAAUGCCAACAACUCAAGUCAUUGAAUUACUUGAACAUGAAAGAAAUGAGACUCUGCAUGAAAUAACACAGCGUGAAUGCGAAGUGGUACUACAACACAGAAUGUUAGACAGUCGACAAAAGCAGUCUCUGCUAGACAUACAUCAACAAACUACAACCAACAGCAUGCUACUGGGAUCUGAGAGCCUUUCACAGUCGAAUGUGUCUAUCCACCAUCUCAACCAGUCAAAUCAAGUGGCUUCCCAAAGUCAAUCACAUAUACAGCAUAGAUUGUUAAGCAAUCAAGCCCCGCUCCCACAAGGAGCCUCUCACAUCUUCCCAAAUGGCCAACUUAAACAACCAUCCUCCAUUAUAAAUAGCGGUCAACUCCAACAACUGCAGUACAGAACACCUAUCAGUGCUAAUAAGUCCAUUAUUCCACAGACCUCACAACAACCAACAUCAAGUCAGCAAUCAUUGUCAUCAGGAAGUCAACAUCCUCUGUCGUCAAGCAGUCUACAAAAGCCGCUAUCACUGGAUUUCUCCUCACAAAUACAAGAUUUACAAUGCCCCUUGUGUGGAAUUGCAUACCGUACAUCAAGAGAUCUCAGGAUCCACUUAAACACACAUGUUACAAAGGAUGGAUGUUGCCCUAUCUGUGGCAAGUCCUACUCCUCCAAGUCUGGCUUGCUCUACCAUUUCCGUAAUCACACUGGGGAUCAACCAUAUAAAUGUGACUUUUGUAACGCAAGUUUUUCAUGCUCAAGUAACUUCAAGACACAUGUUAUAAGAUGCCAGCAAAACCCAAUCAAAAAUCAGAUGAAUUAGUAAAAUAUGGGAUUGCUAUUGAAUUUGAAAUAAUAUUAACCCAACUCACAAACCCUUGUGAGCUACCUAAGCACGGAACAUGAAAAGUUUUUUGUACACAAUUUCCUUAGCUCUCUAACCCAUGGUCUUAAAGGCUGACUUUCUAUUGUUUUUUAGUUGCAUUUUAUUUUAUAUAUUCUUUUAUAUCCUAAUGGAUGCAAUAUUUUGGCUUAUUGGUACACAAAAUUAUGAGAAUUUUUUAA
Messenger RNA from Nematostella vectensis (starlet sea anemone), 2139 nucleotides. Its product is annotated as zinc finger protein 891. Gene Ontology annotation, cellular component: nucleus. NCBI's taxonomy places the organism in Eukaryota, Metazoa, Cnidaria, Anthozoa, Actiniaria, Edwardsiidae. The coding region runs from base 152 to 1897 and encodes 581 amino acids. The transcript has 4 exons. The record is from RefSeq and is a predicted model, not a curated record.